CCACACCCACACAAAAUUUAUAUUCUCCUUUCUACCUUCUUCCCAAGAAAGAGAUGGAUGCCAGCAUUCGAAUGGUAAGAGCUGCCAUGAAAGGACUACUUCUGGUCAUGUUUCUGGGGAUUCUCAUGAUGUGGGUCAUGAUGCCUACAAACACUUACCGGGAAAAAUGGCGGGUUAAGAUUUCCGACAAGGUCUCUAAUUCAACAUAUCUUGGCACGUCAGGUUUGAACAUUCUGAUCUGGACAUUUCCGAUGCUCUUUAUCUCCGUUUUGGGAUCUUUAUACCUCCAUUUGGGGAAGAAACUCAACAAUAAUGAUGUAUCUCAAUGUAGUGACGACGGCGAGGGUCAUCGACGGGCAGCGACAUGGAAGAAGCCGGUUUUGGUGAAAGGUCCUUUAGGAAUCGUUACUGGAACAGAACUGGCGUUCUUGAUAAUGUUCAUUGCACUCCUUGUUUGGUCUUUAUCAACUGAUCUCCACAACAAUUUCGCCAACAUCACACAAUUUGCACAACAAGGACAAAGAAUAUGGGUGGAGAAGUUGAAAAUAACAGCAUUAUAUCUGGGGGUGGUGGGGAACAUUUGUCUGGCAUUUCUUUUCUUCCCAGUGGCUCGUGGAUCGUCGGUGCUGCCGCUGCUUGGACUCACGUCGGAGGGAAGCAUUAAGUACCAUAUAUGGUUGGGGCACAUGGUUAUGGCUAUCUUCACGGCUCAUGGCUUUGGUUUCAUCCUUGCUUGGAGCAUUGAUCAUCAAUUUUCCGAGGUACAAUAACUUCUCAUAAUCAGUUCAUGCUUUAAUUACAUAUAUAUAUAUAUAUAUGUAUAUACUUGUUCACAUAUAAUAACUUCCUGUAUUUAUUUUUUUGGCACUAUUUCAUUUAACUGUUUGUCAGUUCAGUAUUCUUCUAUGAUUGAUAACUAUUGUUUGCUAUUGUAUGUUGUAAUAUAUCACUUUAACACAC
Molecule: messenger RNA, 960 nt
Organism: Rubroshorea leprosula
Lineage: Eukaryota; Viridiplantae; Streptophyta; Magnoliopsida; Malvales; Dipterocarpaceae
Source: the annotation of a GenBank genome assembly